Molecule: messenger RNA, 4230 nt
Organism: Necator americanus (New World hookworm)
Lineage: Eukaryota; Metazoa; Nematoda; Chromadorea; Rhabditida; Ancylostomatidae
Exons: 35
Coding region: 1-4230 (1409 amino acids)
Biological process (GO): Ras protein signal transduction; positive regulation of GTPase activity
Cellular component (GO): plasma membrane; cytoplasm; apical plasma membrane
Molecular function (GO): protein binding; guanyl-nucleotide exchange factor activity
Source: RefSeq, a predicted model, not a curated record
AUGUCAGGCAGUGCGACACCAAGGACUACUCAACAGGGACUGAUUAACGGUCGCCUUCAUCCUGUGUGGGACUCACACAUCAUGGAUCCCAUAAAUGACGCAAGGUUUUACGAGUCACUCAUUAAACCACCCCGUCAACGAAACCAAGAUGACAUUCGGAAUAUCUACGACCAGCUGAGACAACUUGACAUGUUUUCGAAUCUUUACAACGGUCCAUUGAAGGCGAUUUGCGCAAACGCGCGAUACGAACGACAUCCUGGACAUUACGUGCUGUACCGGGAAGGUCAAGUUGCAACGUGCUGGUAUAUACUACUGUCAGGCUCUGUCCUCAUCGAAAACAACAUUUGCCUUCCAUACGGGUGUUUUGGUAAAAGAAAUGGUAUGAGUUACCGACGCACUCAAGACUGUAUGCUGCUACAAGAGUCCGAGAUGAUCGUGAUAGACUACCCGGACGUGCCACACAUCGUUGCCACCCCGUCUUCUCCGCAACUGAAGCAGAUGCGUAAGAGCGUUCACGCAAUUGACGCCGAUACUCGAGCCAUGCCGCCUCCUCCGAUCCCACCACGGCCGCCCCGUUUGCCACCGGCUCGAGCUCCACCACCACCAGUACCUCGCGGACUGCCAAGAUCGUACCCGGUGGAGUUUCCCGUUGAUGUUCCAACAACUUCUACAUUCACCUCUGUUGCUGAGAAUCACCGGAGCCAGGUGUACUUGAAUGGAUUAAUGUCCGACGAGGACACCUUAGUACGUGUGAAACACCGUCGAGAGAAAAGUAAUUCAAUCGGACAUGUGGCGAAUGGCUCAGCACGCCGUCUUCGCGUUCGAAGUACCGCCUCGUCAACAACCACCGAAGGCGACGAUGCCAGUGGCAGUGCAGGGGCGGACCCUGUUGAUUCGGAAGAAGAGGACGAUGAUGGAUCAUGUCCAUCGCACGAAAGCUUCGUGGAUUUGAAAGACUCCGUUCGAGAAUGUCUCGAGAAGGAACCAACUGAACGAAACAGCGAGGAUUUAGCUGUUUUAUUGGAUUUUAUGCAACAUAUGUCUUCAUUCGCCUCACUGCCAAUGUCAAUAAAACGACAACUGUGUCUGAAGAUGGUUUUUGCUGUAGUUAACGACGCUGGAACUGUUGUAAUGCAUCACAACGAGAAGCUGGAUGCUUGGUCAGUGAUUGUGAAUGGACUUGUUGAAGUAGUGAAACCGAAUGGUGAACGGGUAGAAUACAAACUAGGCGACUCUUUUGGAGCUGAACCAAAUCCAGCUGUGCAGUAUCAUGUUGGCGAAAUGCGAACGAUGGUGGAUGACUGCGAAUUUGUGUUGGUUGAGCACAAGGACUUCUGCUCGAUCAUGUCAACCAUUGGUGAGCAUAUUGAGAAGGAUCGUGAUGGACUUACAGGGGAGAUUGUCUCGGAGACUGAAAGAAGAACUGUAGGCAGUCAAGUUGGACUUGUGCUCAUCAAAGGAAAGCCGGACAAAUUAAUACAACAUCUGGUUGACGAUCGCGACAGCAAUGUGGAUCCACAUUACGUAGACGACUUUCUACUCACUUAUAGAGUAUUCAUCCAUAAUCCAGUCAUCAUUUUCGAAAAGUUGAUGAUGUGGUUUGCGGAUGGUGCUCUUAGAGAUAAGAUUGCACGAAUAGUUUUGUUGUGGGUAAACAACCACUACAACGAUUUUGAAACGAAUGACGAGAUGACGAAACUUUUAGAAAGGUUUGAAGGAGCGCUGGAACGUGAUGGCAUGCAUAGUCAGCAAAGCUUACUGAAUAUCGCGUGUUCUGUAAAGGCGAGAUCCAGAACAGUGGUGUAUUCGAGAGCAAAUAAGGAUGAUGCUCUUCAUUUUUCUGUGCAAGGUGGGAAGGACUGUGGCUGUGGAAUCUUCAUUAAUGAAGUACAGGUUGACUCUCCUGCCGAGCGUUGCGGUAUGAAAAGAGGAGAUGAAAUAUUGGAUGUGAACGGGCAACCUAUGAAGUAUUUAACACUGAUGAAGGCGCAGGAAAUAAUGAAGGGCAGCAUCUCCUUGACCAUAACCUUGAAAAGCAACAUUCUUGGUUUCAAAGAGUUGCUCGGCAGAACUGAACGAGAUGGAUCGAAGAUCUCGUCCAAAAAUAGGGCCCUAGCUGGAGCUUUGACACAGGCUCGCGGUAGCAUGCCGAACGUCAUACCUGUGAAGUCAACGAAAGCCGUAAAGAUCGGAGAAUUCAUGUCAUUAGGUUUCGCUACAAUACACCGGAAAACGAGCAUGAUGGACAAGUUGAUGACGAUACUAAAGUCGUCAAAAGACGGGGAAGAUCUAGUUGAUGAAGCACGCACAACUACGAGUCCACUGCGACCGAGUAGAUCUAAUCCUGACAUCACAUCGAUAUCACAGUACUAUGGACCAGUGAAGAGCGAAUGUCCAGAACAUGUGCUAAAGAUUUACAGGAGCGAUCAAACGUUUAAAUAUCUAGCAGUGUACAAGGAGACCACUGCCCAAAAUGUUGUUCAAUUAGCACUGCAGGAGUUCAACAUGACAGCCGAAGGCAGCUUAGAGUGGUCAUUAUGUGAAUGCACGGUGACAGAAGAUGGUGUAAUAAAACAAAGGCGACUGCCUGCUCAAAUGGAGAAUCUUGCAGAACGCAUAGCGUUAAACAGCAGAUACUACCUAAAGAACAAUAAUCGAUCUGAGCCACUUGUUCCUGAUGAUCUUGCUCCUGAAAUUAUGAGAGAUGCGCAGGCGCAGCUGCUCAGCCUCAAUGCGCAGGUUGUGGCUGCCCAACUUACUCUACAGGAUUUCGCUGUGUUCGCUUCUAUAGAACCAACGGAAUACAUUGAUAACCUUUUUCAGCUGGAAUCAAGGUAUGGAUCUCCACGCCUUGAAGAAUUUGAGCGGAUAUUCAACCGUGAAAUGUGGUGGGUAGCGACCGAAGUGUGUUCUGAGAGGGUUAUUCAGAAGAGAGCCAAACUUAUCAAGAAGUUCAUUAAAGUGGCAAGAUACUGUCGAGAGUUGCGGAACUUCAAUUCUAUGUUUGCCAUAAUGAGUGGGUUAGACAAACCGGCUGUACGUCGACUGCACUCAACAUGGGAAAGAAUUUCGGGCAAAUAUAUUCGUAUGCUCGAGGAUAUCCAGCAGUUAGUAGAUCCUUCACGAAACAUGUCAAAGUACCGUCAGCAUUUGGCAGAAGUUUCGCAAGAACCACCGGUUGUGCCCAUCUACCCAGUAAUUAAAAAAGACUUAACUUUUUCGCACGAAGGAAAUCCUACUUAUUGCGAUAAGCUGGUGAACUUCGAGAAAUUGCGAUUGAUAGCGAAAUCUGUACGAGCGGUGAGCAAGCUGAGCAGUGCUCCAUACGAGAUCUCGAGUAUGGCGGAAAGGAGCGGCGGCACAAUAAGCGAUGCUUUGCUGCAUAUGAACACUUUCGAAGGAGGGAAUGUUGCUACAAUGCGGAAGGGUGGAAGAGUCAUUCAACCAAGGAAAAAGGUUUACGAACAAGCUCUUAUGGUUCGUAAGGUGAAGGCUUAUUUGGAUGGGCUGAAAGUUGUGGACACUGAAUCUGAGUUGGACCGACUUAGCUAUGACAUUGAACCACAACAAGCAGGGCCACGGAUACGUCGUGCACCGAGCCCCUCUCCGUCGUCAGUGUCCUCCCAGUCCGCCGAGUCCAACUCAACGGAUCAGCGUCGUUUCAGAGGUGGAAUUAUGUUUGGUGUGGACUCCCCACAGGCAGUGCAGAAAAUGCUAGGCCUCGUACAAACAAGCAAAUCUAAAGGUGCUCCUUCUCCGGUACAACCCCUAGCGAUCUCGGGUGGUAAUAGGGGUUUACAAAGAAAUGUACCACGGGUAUCAUCCAGGCAACAGUCUGUACCUACGAUACAACGUUCGCCGUCGUUUAAGCAAGAGCCUGUUGAUUUGAACAAAGAAUCGAGUUCUGUAACGAACUUCUACGGUGCUGAUCCUUCGAAAAAGCGAUCAUUCCCUAUUUCUACAAAGCCUCCUACUGUUCCAGUCACUGUUGUGCAACCGUCUCGUUAUGCCCAAUUCUCCAACAAUCGUUCACCUUAUGCAACACAACACUCUACCAGAAGUUCUUCUCUCACUAGCGCGAUGCUUUCCGAUUCCAUGACCCCGUAUUUUUCUCUGAAAGGGGCAAGAACCGUACAAAUCAGUUCUUCCUCUUCGAUUGCUAAGGAAAAUCCCUUGGUUGGGAUUAAAGAUGUCACUCUUCUCAACGACAAGCAAAUUUCACGUGUCUAG